GUCACAACAACUGGUGUCAGAUCUCGCGUCAAAACAAUGUUUCGCCAAAAGAUCUCAAUUUCCGUCCUUUUAUUCGCGUUUUCGCUCUUUUUGGUCAAAGAUCUCGCCCUCUUUCGCACCAUUCAGUCCAUUACUUUCAACCGAAACACUUCGCUGCCUUUCCCUCAGAUCUCCGUCAAAACGGUGAUGUUGGAUCACGUGAACUGUUACGUCAUGAGUCCUCUGAGUCACGCGUUUGAGGAGAGUUUGAAACUGACGUCACGAUUCCCGCGACUGACGGCCAAUCACGUGUCGUACGCCGGUGUCGUCGUCGCGGGUGUCGCCGCGCGCGUCGUCCUCAGCGACACUCUGGCAGUGCGUCGUCUCGCUGUCGCCCUCUUUCUCGUGCGACAAUUCCUCGACGACUUGGACGGUCUCGUGGCCCGCAUUUCCACUGGACUCGCGCGCGAUGUCGACGUUUCGGUGAAGGGAACGCGCGGUUACGCUGUGGACGGCAUUUGCGACGCCAUUGGCUUCACGCUCUUCGUGGCCGCCGUUUUCGUCCAAUCGCUGCGCUCCUCGCGCUCCUCCGCCUACAAAGCGCUUUCCGCCGACUCGGAGGCGGAUUCGCGCGCGCGACGACUCCUUCUGCGGAACUUCGCGCUCUUCGGCCUCCAGAUGGCGAUCGCGUGCGUCCUCUGGAACCGCUAUAUCGACGCCUUUCACGGACUGCUCGAGACGCAGGCCACGCCCACAACCGUCCAGAUCCUUAAGUCCCGCCUCCAGUUUCUGGUCAUGUGGUUAUGGCGUUGCUAUGGAAACGCGCACCAACUCAUGACGUUCUUCCUGAUCGCCGUUUGGCUGUCGCGCGCUCCGAGUUUCGUGCAAAGCGUGCAUUUCGUGGGUUUCGUGGCGCUCUUCGGACUCUCGUUUCUCACGGAAAUCCAUUUGAAUGACGUAAGAAUCACAUGA
Messenger RNA from Oppiella nova, 951 nucleotides. The record is from the annotation of a GenBank genome assembly. NCBI's taxonomy places the organism in Eukaryota, Metazoa, Arthropoda, Arachnida, Sarcoptiformes, Oppiidae.